UCCUGGAGGGGUGGGGAGCGAGGGUCCUGGCGGGUGAGGCCGAGAAGCCAGGGGCAGGAUAGCGGUCCCGGGCCGAGGUGGAAAUUUCCAAGGACUUGGCGCGGCGAGGAGAGCGCGUCUGGGGGGGUGCCUGGCGGCGCAGCAGCGCAGGAGGCGGGGAGAGGCGGCGAAGGGCGAAGGAGCAUCUCUCAGAAGGGGACGCAGCUGCGAGCCAAAUGUCUGAGAGCCAGCCGCGCCUUUUCUCGGACCCUCGCGUAGGGCUACUGUGAUGCUAUAGAACUGGUAGGAGCGACUCGCUGCCGCCGCUCUCUCGGUUCUUGGAGACCCCCAGCGCCCGCCUUCUGCGGGGAACGACCAUGACUGUAGCUCGUGACUUGUCUGCCGGCCACUUCCCGUAGAAAGAAAUACUGGAAAAAGUUGCAUUAUCAGAAAUCCUUGUGCUGACCUUUGGGGCCGUGGGGGCCGAAGCAGUGUGCGUGCCUGUGCAAGCAAGAAAGCAAAAGGUGUGUGUGCAUGGGGGGCCGGCGGUGGGGGCACCCUCCGCUGCCACUGUGCCUAACGUUAUACUGAGGCUCCGGCCCCCAUCCUUGGGACGCCGGGGCUGCGAUGAACCCCUGCGGGCAGGCCCGGCGACACACAUCCAGAGGGGCCAUGGCCAUACUGGCGUGGAAGUUCCCGCGUACCCGGCUGCCGGUGGGAGCCAGUGCCCUCUGCGUUGUGGUCCUCUGUUGGCUCUACAUCUUCCCAGUCUACCGGCUGCCCAACGAAAAGGAGAUCGUGCAGGGGGUGCUGCAACAGGGCACAGCGUGGAGGAGGAACCAGACAGCAGCCAGAGUCUUCAGGAAACAAAUGGAAGACUGCUGUGACCCCGCCCAUCUCUUUGCUAUGACUAAAAUGAAUUCCCCCAUGGGGAAGAGCAUGUGGUACGAUGGGGAAUUUUUAUACUCAUUCACCAUUGACAACUCAACGUAUUCUCUCUUUCCCCAGGCAACCCCAUUCCAGCUGCCAUUGAAGAAAUGUGCGGUGGUGGGAAAUGGUGGGAUUCUGAAGAAGAGUGGCUGUGGCCGUCAAAUAGAUGAAGCAAAUUUUGUCAUGCGAUGCAAUCUUCCUCCCUUGUCAAGUGAAUACACUAAAGAUGUUGGAUCCAAAAGUCAUUUAGUGACAGCUAAUCCCAGCAUAAUUCGGCAAAGGUUUCAGAACCUGCUAUGGUCCAGAAAGACAUUUGUGGACAACAUGAAAAUCUAUAACCACAGUUACAUCUACAUGCCUGCCUUUUCUAUGAAGACGGGAACAGAGCCAUCUCUCCGGGUUUAUUAUACACUGUCAGAUGUUGGUGCCAAUCAAACAGUGCUUUUUGCCAACCCCAACUUUCUUCGUAGCAUUGGAAAGUUCUGGAAAAGUAGGGGAAUCCAUGCCAAGCGCCUGUCCACAGGACUCUUCCUGGUGAGUGCAGCCCUGGGUCUCUGUGAAGAGGUGGCCAUCUAUGGCUUCUGGCCCUUCUCUGUGAAUAUGCAUGAGCAGCCCAUCAGCCACCACUACUAUGACAACGUCUUGCCCUUCUCUGGCUUCCAUGCCAUGCCUGAGGAAUUUCUUCAACUCUGGUAUCUUCAUAAAAUCGGUGCACUGCGAAUGCAGCUGGACCCAUGUGAGGAGCCCUCGCUCCAGCCCACUUCCUAGGGACGGUGGAAGGAGAGAGAGAGGACUGAGCCAGGGUCUUUUUGUUAGGUUUUCUAUGUGACUCCAAAGGAGAAUGGUCAAGUUUUUCAUGGAUUUGCAUGGGCCACUUGGAAAAAGAAGAGAAGAACAACAAAAAUCCAAGCAAAACUCUACUUUUAAUGACAGCUUGGAGGACAAAGAAGAAAUGAAACAUCCUGUGAAAUGUUCUACAGCACAUGGUGAAUUUACAACUCAUAAAAUGCCGAUGAAAUGACAUUGGUAAAGCACAUAUACGUGGUUCAUAUCUAGAAGAUGCAAUUCAAAAAUAAGAUGAAUGCUAGUUGUUGAGGCUACGGAACUAAUCAAGGAGGAAUAAAGGAAAUGCCAGGGCAAAAGUGUUGCUGGCUCAUAAUAAUUUUAAAAGACCUGUCUUAUUAAGACUAGCAUUAGGACUAUAGGUUUUUAAAAAUUAUUAUUUAUUUUUUUGCCCUGUUUAAGGGCAGUGGGUAGGUGAUGGGGUAGAUUUUAAAAAAUCCCUUAUUGAGUAAUAAGGAUACAAAAUGCUGUAACUGAUUAUUGUGAUUUGUUGAACCAAGUCUACAUUAACUAUAGUUCUCCUCCAUUUCUAAAACUUUAAAUAAGAUUUGUUUCUUCCCCUUUUGUCAAGUCACUUAGACAAUGUGAAGCAUUGUUGAAUUUAGACUGUGUUGAUUCAUAGUCUGGAUAACAUGAGCCACUUUCCUGCCUCAGAAUUUAGGAUGUGAAUUCGAUUUUAGGUCUGCAUUAUGUAAACCUGUUUGCAUUGUUAUUAUUAUUUUAGUGCAAAAAAGAGUACAUAUGGAAUACUCAUUUGUAAAUGGCAUAAAUGCCUCCAUAAUGUAAUGUUCAGAGAUGAAGUAAAGCACAGUGACAUAAGGUGAGCAUCUGUGGAAGAUGGACCAGAAGGCAGAUCCCUUCCCUAUCUAACAUAAUAUAUUCACUCCAAGAUACAUCAUAUGUAUGCAUUCAUGCAUAUAGACAUGUACGCCCUCACACCCACUAGACAGAGUUAAAGCUCAUUCUUGUGUAACUAUGAAUGCUAUACCCACAUGACUUGGUAUGGCAAAAAUCUGUAAACAGUUUUAGAGAGCCACCUAUAAACUGUUUGGUAACACAACUUGCAGAUAUAAGACAUGCGAGUUUAUUGGUUGCUGCUUGUCAUACCAGCACAAAAGGCAAGUGUAACCCCCAAACACUUAUUCCAGAAAGAGCAGAAUUGUUUUAUUCGUUGAUUCCCACCAAAAUCUCAUGAAUGGGCCCUAUGUUAAGCAUGGUCCCUCAAGGCAUGUUUCAUACAAGCAAAUUGAUAUGAAUUAGUAGCUACUUAUUUCCUUAAUAACAGGGAGGAUUACAGCAGCUUUUGACAUACAGAAAGAAAAACCUGCUGUUAUUGUAAGCUGCCAAAUAUGUUUCCAUAUAAGGAAAAGGAAAUCUCUCACUGCCUUUGUGCUUUGAGAUGUCUUAUGUUAAAAGGGGACAUGAACUCAUUAUCUUUAUUCUUUCAAAUGUCAUCAAAAUGUAGGUAAACUGUACCAAAAAGUUCUACCACGGUUUUAAUGGUAGAAACUUGGCAUACCAUAUAGACUAAAACAAGUGGCAUUUUUUUUUAGUGAGUUAAUUUACAAGAUACCAACAUUAACAAAGACCUUGGAAAAAUCCUACGUCAUUGGAGUAGGAAAUUUCUAAUUGGGGUUGAAUAUUGAAAUUAUUACAGAAAUUAACAUUUUAAAUAUGAUUGGCAUUACACAGAUUAAAUUGAUACUUAGAAAGUUAAGUGUUUGAGAAUGUCAAUUCUAUGCAGAACUAAUUUACUCUUUUGAUCUUGUGUGGCAGCAGAACGUAAUGGGAAGUUACUAUGAGUGAGCUGUGCUCAAUAUUCACUGAUAUGCACUCCUGAAUAUAUUUCCUCUUUUUGAACUAUUGUUAUUAUUUAAUAAUUGAUUGAAAAAGGAAUACAUUUUUAACAAUAUACUUCAUUAAAAAUAUAAAAGGGCCAAUGAAGAACACACAUAAAAAUUAACUAAAUGUGUCAUUCAAAUUAGCACAUUAAUUGUUAAAAUGAAAUUAAUGAGUUCAUAAUGCCCAUACCUCACAGUUCUGUUGAAAAGCCAUCUAGAAGUUUUACUUUUUGUUAUGAUUCCUGAAAUAGAUUUAUGUAUAGAUUUGUACAAUAUUUAGUCUAUAAUUUUUUAAAAUUUUUGGUGCAUUGCAAUUAUAUGUAAUAGUAGGAUUUAUUGUUACUUAUUUGUUCGUGCACAAAAAAUAACCAUAUAAUUUUAGUCUACACAUUUUUUAAACUAUUAUAUGUAACUUCUGAAACGCAAAACAGAAGUGGCCAGGACUGGCAAUGUUUGAUUAGACCUAUGCUUCUCAACGGUGGUGAUUCCUCUUCCUUCUGGUGUCAUCGGCAAUGUCUGGAGACGUUUUUCAUUGUCAUGACUCAAGGAUGCUACUAACAUGUAGUGUGUAGCAGCCACAAAUCCUGCUAAAUGUCCUAAGGUACAUAGGUCAGCCUCUCAACACGUCAUUACCCAGUCUAAAAUGUCAGUAGUGCCAAGGUUGAGAAACCCUAGAUUAGAGCAAAAUUAAAAUUUGAUUGUUCUACGUUCUCUUCAUUUACAUGCUCAUACUAAAGUAUGACUACAAUUUAAUGAUAAUGUUUUCUUAGGGUAGAUUAUGGUUAAGUGUUCUUUUGUAAAGGUGAUAGUUCAUAGGUAUGCCACACAUAUACCUGUUUUUUUUUUAACUUGUGUAGAUGAAUAUUUCUAAACAAGAAACAUGUGUAAGUGUGUGUAGCAUGAAGUCAUUCAUCUCUGUCUUUACUGAAAUAUAUGUAUUUCUAAGUAAGGAUUUCUCUAGGAUUGUCCUGGAGAGUUGUGUAGUAAUACUCUAUUACUACUAAGAAGUUGAAUUCUAAAGUCUCAUGAUUUAAUUUUGUUUAUCUGAUAAUAAGUUUUUCAAAAUUGGGCCUGGUAGUUUACCGAAUUUGGUCAAUUUUAAUAUUUCUGACACUUAAGAUUCAGCUUAGAAGACAUUUAGGCUAUUUUAAACACAUCCAGAAAGAAAGUUUAAUCACAUUCAAUGUAUCUGCCAAAAGAGGGUAUUCCUUUAUACCAUUAGAUUAAUAUUUUAACUUCUUUUUUCAAAAUUUAAGUUGACAAAAAUUAGAUUGCUUCAUGGGGGCAAAGGGAAGGAGGGAGAGAUGACAAAUGAGUACCCUCAUUUUUAUUAGCCCCAAUUUGAGAAUUGAUUCUGAAGAUCGUGAAUAAGAGUUGUCUCUGUUUAAUUUUAACCACACUUCAGUAUAAUUAAGAUAGAUGAAAGAUUAAGUCAUUCCAUAGGAAAGAGUAGUAAUGUUUUAUAUGAAAGAUUGUUUGUGGAAGAGGACUUCUGGACAUUUUUGCUUUAUAGAGAACAUUUUUUUUUUUUGGUACCAGGGAUUGAACUCAGGGGCUCUCGACCACUGAGCCACAUUCUCAGCCCUAUUUUGUAUUUUAUUUAGAGACAGGGUCUCACUGAGUUGCUUAGCACCUCGCUUUGGCUGAGGUUGGCUUUGAACUUGCAAUUCUCCUGCCUCAGCCUCUCCAGAGCCGCUGGGAUUAUAGGUGUGUGCCACUGUGCCCAGCAUAGAGAUCAUUUUAUCACAAGGUUAUACAAAAUUGUGCAUCUAAACUGUGUAAUUCUUACACAAGAAGUUAGGGAAGUGCUCAUCAGAUUUUGUUUCUGUAUAAAUUUAGUUAUUUUAGCAAAGGUAGAAAAUAAAUGAUCCAAAAUGGCAGAUGUUUAGACAAUAUCCUUUGUUUGGCUUUGUGAUAUCUCAUGCACUUUAGGGAACUAAACAUUUGAUUAGGCUAAAUAUAACUUGUACCCAAAGCAGUCUGGAUCGUGUGGUUUAAAUGGAAAAUAACUGAAGACAUCCUGGGAAUCUUCAAUGUGCCACAAAUAUUCUUAGAUUAGUCCACGUCUUUACAGGAGUGGUAUAGAUGAUCCAAAAUGGAGACAAUAUCAGUAACAUUCUUCUUUUCAGGAAUUAUGACAGUUUUAUAACUUUAUUUUAUAUAACCUCAUUUCUUUGUUUAAAAACUCACUUCCCCCACCCCUGUAAUUUUAAUUCCUAUGUUUGAAAUACUGACUUCGUGAAAAUUUUAACUGAUGGAGGGGAAAAGUGUCACCAACCCACUGAGAGCUUCUGGAAGUGCUGUGGUGUUGCAUAAAUACUUUCCCAUCAAGCACCAGAUAAUAUCAACUUUUAAUUUGUAGAAUUCCAGAGAUCAAGAGCUGUAGGGAUUUUUGCAUGUACUUGAGGACAAGUAUGUGGGGAAAGAAGGACUGGAAGUAAUACUGUGCUUUUUAUUUCUUUAUCUUCCCAAUGCAAAUGUUGCCUCUCAGAUUACAUGACUUUUGGGGUGCAUACAUUAGGGAUGCAAGUGAAUUAACAAUUUCAAGGUACCUGCUACCUAGAUCAAUGUGUCUAAUAAAGUCAGCAGUAAACAGACCUAGUAAGUUUGGUGACUUCAUUCCAUCAUGUUUUAGGGAAAGGGUGAGGCUAGUAGAAAGGAAGAGGUGACCUUCCUCCAAAGCUCUCAGCAUACAAGGGGUCAGAGAAAUCUCCCCGCUGCCCUUGGCUCUCCAGUACCAUGUGUCUCUCUCCUGCCAGAAAUGCUGGCUCAACUCUGGGGUUAAGCUAGUAGCAUGAGACUAGAGAGGCGGUGUGGAAAUUUGCUGAGAAGCUUAAAAUUUUGCACUGCCUUAAACCGUUUUGCUUUGUUUUUGCUUCACUUGUGCUCUCUAAAUUUGGGUACCCUGUGGCAGAGUCUGGACACCCUGACCUACUUAUAGCCCUGCCAAUGAUUAUGAAAAAUAGAACUUUUUUUUUUCUGUUUAGAUGGACUUGGAGUCUGUAAAGCGAGGGAGAUAUCAAAUAUUCCACUUCUUCCUAUUAGCCUCUUUGACAAACCUAGAAAAUAACUCACUAGAAUUCUGAAGCUCAGAAUAUCUGGCUAUUAACUUCCAAAUAUGAGGCCACAAUAUUUAGGUUAAGCACUAUAAAAUCAUCAUUUUUGAAGUGGAAGGAGACUUGAACUUUUAAGAUUUUUUUCUUCCCAUUAUAAGAAAAUGGAUAUGCUCUGCCUUUACCCUCAUCCUUGGCUUGUCAUUUGACAUUUUCAUGUGCAUUCAAGAGAUGAGACAUGGAAAUAUGUGCAUGAAUAGAAACCUCCAAACAAUACAAGCCCAGCUUGUCUUCAAUAAGGAAAAAUACUUCUCUUUCCUUCUUUUGGUUUUCUUCUUUCUGGUGACAGCAUUUGUGAUUUCUUUUAUCUCUCAUACCUAAGGAAUAAAAUAACAUGUUAAAGAUGGAUUUAUAAUAUCUGUGAGAAAUUGAGUAAUAUACAAAGCCCAUGACUAUAACUUCUUAAAGCACAAAAGAGGAAUUAUAUUUUAUGGUCACUCAUGUACCUAUCUCUGUGUUCCUACUUAUCCCUACAUUGUGCUAAAAUUUUUACUGAUUCUGCCUUUCAGUUGAAACUGUGGGAUCUAAUCAAUGAUACAAAGCUGUCUGGAAGUUUUAUAGAAUAAUAUCCAAAUAUAUUGAUUCUGUCUCUUCCUGCUUCUAUGUAAUUAGACUUUUUGCAGAUAUUUGUCAUUUUAAAAUGUGUAUUUCACACAAUACCAAUAAACAUCAAAGAGAUGUCAUUUAA
Messenger RNA from Marmota monax (woodchuck), 7394 nucleotides. It is a transcript of the gene St8sia1, whose product is annotated as ST8 alpha-N-acetyl-neuraminide alpha-2,8-sialyltransferase 1. The record is from RefSeq and is a predicted model, not a curated record. Lineage: Eukaryota; Metazoa; Chordata; Mammalia; Rodentia; Sciuridae. Gene Ontology annotation, biological process: N-glycan processing; oligosaccharide metabolic process. Gene Ontology annotation, molecular function: alpha-N-acetylneuraminate alpha-2,8-sialyltransferase activity. Bases 607 to 1677 code for a protein of 356 amino acids. The transcript has 5 exons.